Monodelphis domestica (gray short-tailed opossum) is the source of this 3070-nucleotide messenger RNA. It is a transcript of the gene ADRB1, whose product is annotated as adrenoceptor beta 1. Gene Ontology annotation, cellular component: plasma membrane. Gene Ontology annotation, molecular function: beta1-adrenergic receptor activity. Gene Ontology annotation, biological process: adenylate cyclase-activating adrenergic receptor signaling pathway; positive regulation of heart contraction; positive regulation of MAPK cascade. Lineage: Eukaryota; Metazoa; Chordata; Mammalia; Didelphimorphia; Didelphidae. The record is from RefSeq and is a predicted model, not a curated record.
GGGUUAGGGGGAGCUAACUGUGGGUUAGGGUGGGGUGCUGGGUGCAGGAGCUGCCAGACCUGAGCGCUCAGAAACAUGCUGAAGUCCCAGCAGCGACAGCAGCCACAGCAGCAGCCUGGGAAAGGCGGGAGGCAGCAGCAGGCUCGGAUCCUGCGGGAAAGGCGCCCGGCACGGAUGUCCCCAGCUUCGCGCUGCUGCAGACAGCUGCCUUGACCUGGCCCUGACCCUGACCUCUUCGCUUUACCCAAAGGACGGCCCUGCCCCCUUCCCACCCCACGUCCCCAGUUACUUCCUCCUCACGAUGGGAGAUGGGGCACUUGCCUUAGGCUACGAGCCCUACAACCUGUCAUCUCUUUCACCAGCACCCGACGGGGCGGGUGGAAAGGCAGAGGCAGCUGCAGCAGCAGCCACCGCCGCCCGGCUGCUGGUGCCCGCCUCUCCCGCCUCCUCACUGCUGACCUCGACGACACCAGCACCCGUGGCCCUGUCCCAGCAGUGGACGGCAGGUAUGGGCGUGCUUAUGGCCCUGAUUGUACUGCUUAUUGUGGCGGGCAACGUAUUGGUGAUAGUAGCCAUCGCCAAGACGCAGCGUCUGCAGACGCUCACUAACCUCUUCAUCAUCUCCCUAGCCAGCGCCGACCUGGUCAUGGGGCUGCUGGUGGUGCCUUUCGGGGCCACUAUCGUGGUGUGGGGACGCUGGGAAUACGGUUCCUUCUUCUGCGAGUUCUGGACGUCGGUGGACGUGCUGUGUGUUACGGCCAGUAUCGAGACGCUGUGUGUCAUCGCCCUGGACCGUUACAUCGCCAUCACGUCCCCGUUCCGCUACCAGAGCCUGCUGACUCGGGCGCGGGCGCGGGCGCUCGUGUGCACCGUGUGGGCCAUCUCGGCGCUAGUAUCCUUCCUGCCCAUCCUCAUGCACUGGUGGCGGGCGGACGGCGACGAGGCGAUGCUCUGCUACAACGACCCCAAGUGCUGCGACUUUGUUACCAACCGGGCGUACGCCAUUGCCUCGUCCGUAGUCUCCUUCUACGUGCCGCUGUCUAUCAUGGCCUUCGUGUACCUGCGCGUCUUCCGCGAGGCCCAGAAGCAGGUGAAGAAAAUCGACCGCUGCGAGCGGCGCUUCUACAGCGGCCCCCGCCCGCCGCCCUCGCCCUCGCCGCCACCGCAGCCGCGGCCCCACGCUCCUCACCAGCCGCCCCCCACACCGGCACUACCACCAUCGCGUGUGGUGCUGGCCAACGGGCGCCCCAGCAAGCGGCGACCGUCGCGCCUCGUGGCCCUCAAGGAGCAGAAGGCGCUCAAGACGCUGGGCAUCAUCAUGGGCGUGUUCACCCUCUGCUGGCUGCCCUUCUUCCUCGCUAACGUGGUGAAGGUCUUCCACCGAGACCUGGUGCCCAAUCGCCUUUUCGUCUUCUUCAACUGGCUGGGUUAUGCCAACUCGGCUUUCAACCCCAUCAUCUAUUGCCGCAGCCCGGACUUCCGCAAGGCCUUCAAAAGGCUCCUGUGCUGUCCACGGCAGGCUGGGAGGCGGUUCCACGCCAGCGCUGGGGAAUUGUCGCGCGGGGGCUCCGGGGCCGUCACGGUGGGAGGUUGCGGCAGUUCGGCGGUAGGCUGUGCCACCCCGUCCCCCGGGGCCGCCUACGCGGAACAGGGAGAGCUGCUUCCCUCUUCCCCUCACUACCUGGAGCCCUGGGCCGGCUGCAACGGCGGGGCGACGGGGGACAGCGACUCCAGCCUGGAGGACAGGGACAGCAAAGACUCGUAUUCGGAAUCCAAGGGAAGAGAGGAUCUGUGUUUACUCAAGACCGAAAGCAGGUGAUAGUGUAUCCUUCAUACUUCAUUUGAAUCAUCCACGAUAAACAGAAAAGCAACUCGACCGUUGAACAGAAGGAAAGUUGGGGGAGGAGAAGAGGAUCCGGGUUUUGGACUUUUCUUCUUGACUUUUAGAGGGAAGGGAAAACUUUGUCCGUUUCGUCUUUUCAAGUCUAAUUCUGAUCCUUUCUGCAAGGAUUUCAAGAGUGUCAGUUGAGUAGCUAGGUGGUCCAAAGAAAAGAAUUCGUGAUGAGGGUGGGGGAGAAGGGGGGAAUUGGGAGAGAGGGAGAAAGAAAGAAAAACCACCAACUUUGUUUCUCCAAGAGCUGUACUUAGGAAUCCUGCUUUUCAGCUGUUCCCAUCCUAUUCCUAGGAACUGGAGCAGUUAUCCAAAAAGUAAGAGGAAAUGGGCAGUGUAGAUAGAACAGGUUUUUUGGUUGCUAAGAAAGUUUUUUAUUAUUAUUUCAAAGUCUGAAUAAUGACAUCUUUAAUCAAAGCAGAGGGGAAAGGAAAGGAUGCCAAAAUCAUGUUCGCUUUUUAAGAGUUUUAUAGAACAAACCACCUGGCUUUCUUUUUGCACAGCAAACCUAGUGUCUUGGCAAUAGUGAUGAGGCAGAGGGGUUCCUACCUCAAACUGUGCAUAUUGCACAGGGAUUUUUUUAAAGAUAUGUUUAUAUUAAACAGAUUAUUUAUGUAUCAAUAUUAGUUUAAAGGACCAGGCACGAGCCUUUGUGACACGUGACUCUGUCACAAUUUGAAGAGAGAACAGUAAAUAUGAAGAAACAGUCCUAGUGUCAAGAAAAAUUACUGCACAUUUGGAAAAAAAGAUAAAAGGAAUGGUUCAAAAUGCCUUUUUGCACAGUGUUAGAAAAUGUAAAGUCCACUGAAGAUAUUACUUGCACACACACAAAAUUUUUUUAAUGAGGGGAGGAAAGGGAGUUGAAAAUAACCUGAAAUCCAAACUCUACUUUUUGUCUAUUAUGUUACUGAAUUAAUGUUUUAUUGGAAAAAAAAAGACUUUUAUACUAUUUUAUCAUGGUACUGUAACUGUAUCCAUAUUUGAAAUUUAAAUAUAAGGAUUUUUUUUAUUAUUUUUGUAUGUCCAAGUGCUCACGUGAAUCUGCUGUUAAUUUAGCACUUGUGUGUCAUUUCUAUUUCCUCCUGUGUAUUUUAUAAAGUAUUUAUACUCUGGUGCAACUAACUACUGUGUAAGUAAAUGGUCUAUGUGCAAUAAUAAAUACAAAUGCAGCACAAUCAA